GCGCAGAGCGGCCACCCCGGCGUCGGCGGCGGGGAAAUGGCGGCCGCGGGCCUGGUCGCUGUGGCGGCGGCUGCCGAGUACUGCGGCUCGGCCGCGUCGGGAGGAAGCCUGCCCGGUGCUCACUGCGGCUCGGGCUCCGGGGCCGGUCCCGGGUCUGGCCCGGGCUCAUGGAGCCGCUCUCUCGACCGAGCCUUGGAGGAGGCGGCGGUCACCGGGGUGCUGAGCCUGAGCGGCCGGAAACUGAGGGAGUUUCCCCGGGGAGCGGCCAGCCACGACCUUACGGACACCACCCGGGCGGACCUGUCACGAAAUCGUCUUUCAGAAAUUCCUAUAGAAGCAUGUCACUUUGUUUCUCUUGAAAAUCUCAACUUGUACCAAAAUUGUAUUCGGUAUAUUCCAGAGGCAAUUCUAAACCUACAAGCUCUAACAUUCUUAAAUAUUAGUCGGAACCAACUGUCAACGUUGCCGGUACACCUGUGUAAUUUACCAUUGAAAGUCUUAAUUGCUAGUAAUAACAAAUUGGUGUCACUUCCAGAAGAAAUUGGACACCUCAGACAUUUGAUGGAACUUGAUGUGAGCUGCAAUGAAAUUCAAACUAUCCCUUCCCAAAUUGGUAACCUGGAGGCCUUGAGAGACCUUAAUGUAAGAAGAAAUCACUUAGUACAUUUACCUGAAGAGCUGGCAGAGUUGCCUUUGAUACGGUUAGACUUCUCAUGCAAUAAAAUUACCGUAAUCCCUGUUUGUUAUCGGAACCUCAGGCACCUACAGAUGAUCACCCUGGAUAACAAUCCACUACAGUCACCUCCUGCACAGAUAUGUAUAAAAGGCAAAAUCCACAUAUUUAAAUACCUGAACAUACAAGCUUGUAAGAUUGCUCCAGAUCUGCCAGAUUAUGAUAGGAGACCGUUGGGUUUUGGCUCCUGCCAUGAAGAGUUGUACUCAACUCGCCCUUAUGGAGCCCUUGAUUCCGGCUUCAACAGUGUGGACAGUGGUGACAAGAGAUGGUCAGGGAAUGAGCCUACAGAUGAAUUUUCAGAUCUGCCUCUUCGAGUAGCAGAGAUUACUAAAGAACAGAGACUACGAAGAGAAAGCCAGUACCAAGAGAAUCGGGGCAGUUUAGUAGUGACAAAUGGUGGAGUGGAACAUGAUCUGGAUCAGAUUGACUACAUAGACAGCUGUACUGCAGAGGAAGAAGAAGAUGAGGUGAGACAGCCCAAGGGACCGGAUGCAGACAGCCUUAGUUCACAGUUUAUGGCAUAUAUUGAACAGCGGCGAAUCUCUCAUGAGGGUUCACCAAUAAAGCCAGUAGCCAUUAGGGAAUUUCAAAAAACAGAAGAUAUGAGAAGAUACUUACAUCAAAACAGGGUUCCAGUUGAGUCAUCUUCUCUCUUGUCACUAUCACCAAGUCACAGUCAGCUGUCACAUACAGACUUGGAGCUUCAUCGGAGAAGAGGGGAACAGUUAGUGGAGCGCACUCGGAGAGAGGCACAGCUUGCUGCGCUGCAGUAUGAGGAGGAGAAAAUAAGGACCAAGCAGAUCCAGAGAGAUGCUGUCCUGGACUUUGUCAAACAAAAAGCAUCACAAAAUCCACAAAGACAGCAACCCCUCUUAGAUAAUGAGUGCUCCUUCCCAUCCAGAAGGUCUCAGCACACUGAUGAUAGUGCCUUGUUAGUGUCGCUGUCAGGGCUGAAUCAAGUGGGCUGUGCUGCUGCGCUGCCUCAUUCUUCUGCCUUCACACCUCUUAAGGUUGAUGACAGACCUAAUGCUCUAUUAAGUUCAUCUACAACAGAAACAGUUCAUCAUUCCCCUGCGUAUUCUUUUCCUGCUGCUAUCCAGAGAAAUCAGUCUCAGCGCCCUGAAAGCUUCCUUUUCCGAGCCGGUGUCCGGGCAGAAACAAACAAAGGUCAUGCUUCACCCCUUCCUCCAUCUGCUGUACCUGCCACUGAGUCUAUAGAUUCCAUAACAAGACAGAAUUCAAGACAGAGAGAAGAAGAGCUGGAAUUAAUAGAUCAGUUGCGUAAACAUAUUGAGUACCGGUUGAAAGUAUCCCUGCCUUGCGAUCUCGGAGCAGCUCUAACUGACGGCGUUGUUCUUUGCCACUUGGCAAAUCAUGUUCGACCUCGAUCCGUCCCAAGCAUUCAUGUUCCUUCACCAGCUGUACCUAAAUUAACAAUGGCAAAAUGCAGGCGAAAUGUGGAGAAUUUCCUAGAAGCUUGUAGAAAAAUUGGUGUACCUCAGGACAAUCUUUGUUCCCCUUCCGACAUCCUUCAGCUAAACCUCAGCGUUAAAAGAACUGCUGAAACACUGCUUUCUCUUGGGGCACACUCAGAAGAAUCCAGUUUUGUCUGUCUGUCUAUCCAGCUUCUGGGUUUUGUGGCAUUUUACUGUACUGUAAUGUUAACUCUCUGUAUCCUUUAUUACCGGCUCUUCCCCUCUAGCUGAAAGAUCGCACUCCAGUGACUUUCCACCUCAUUUCUGUGCUUGAUAAAGGAGACUAGUUUCUCAUUCAGAAUUAUUUACAUACGUGCUUUUUCUCCCCACCGGGCCUCAAAGAGCUAACCAAUAAAGGAGAUAAAUCCUUUCCUUCUAUGUGCAGAUGAGCAGCCCGUCCGUCAUGUUAGUAAACAUUUAUGAUUGCUAACAAAGAGUAGAAGACCAGCAUUUUUUCUCCUGGUCAUCCAUCCAUUCUCCUGGACUGGCCUUGUUUCUCUUACCUCUGAACUUGUACUUCGAAUAUAAUAUGUAGAACUUUAUUUCAAAGUCACACAAUACGACGCCCAUCUGGCCAUUUUUCCAUGCCUCAACACAAGUGUUGAAAUUGUGGAGUUACUGAACAUUUUCAGCAGCUGCUCAUAAGGAAAAUCAUCGUGCCUUUUCUGAUUUUGGCAGUGCCCGGUCACUUAGAUUUUUACUUUGAACCGUGUCCUGAAAUACUGAAUUCUCCCUUCAUCGGUAGGCACAAGUCCAUCUAAGCAUUUGCAGUCUGGACAUUUGGAAGGUAUUGGUCAUUUAAUCUUAAAGAUUUUAGUUUGGUCAGAAUGUUCAGUUUAAAGAUCAUGUAGAUUCUCUAGACUGCUAUUCUGAGCCCAGUGUAUGCAUUUUAAGUGGUGCACAGUGAGCAGAUGGGCUAGAGCUGACCUCUGGGUACCUGUCCAGAUUUACUGUGUUCGUUAAUGCGUAACUGAGAUUCACUCCCAGGAUUCUGUUUAAAAUCGGAAUUUGUGUAAUUUCUAAUGUAUUCAAACCAUCUUAAUAGUGAAACAGCAGGUGAAGUGCUAGGCAGCAGUCUGUUCUGUACUCAAGGCACUGAAUACUGUCUAGCUCUUUCAGAAUGCUUAGUAUUGACUUGCUAAGACAUUAAUGCUUGAAACAACUUAUAAUUGCAGUUAGACUCUAGUUUCAUAAAUGGUGUUUCUGAGCAUUCAGGAACCUUCUGAAGUCUGUUAAGAUUGGGAUAAAGGCUGAACUCAAGUGUGAAGAGAGAUUGUGAGGAACACAAGAUCCUCUUGUAGAAUUCAGCCUGAGGGUCUUACUGGUUUGAUUUUCUUCCAUAUUAAACGGGACAGCUACUUUAACAGGUUAAAAGACUGUUCAAGCCGGGCACGGUGGCUCAAGCCUGUAAUCCCAGCA
Saimiri boliviensis boliviensis (Bolivian squirrel monkey) is the source of this 3630-nucleotide messenger RNA. RefSeq names its product leucine rich repeats and calponin homology domain containing 3 (gene LRCH3). The record is from RefSeq and is a predicted model, not a curated record. NCBI's taxonomy places the organism in Eukaryota, Metazoa, Chordata, Mammalia, Primates, Cebidae. Gene Ontology annotation, cellular component: cytoplasm. Gene Ontology annotation, molecular function: protein binding.